AUGGCUUCCACUUGCACGUACCAGUUCGAUACUACCAUUUACAAGGGUGCCGUUACAUUCCCUACUCAACUAUUCAUCAAUGGUGAAUUUGUCGACCCCGUCAAUAAGGGGACGAUCGAUUUGAUUAAUCCGGCUACUUGCAAGGCUAUUGCCCGAGUUUCACUCGGAGACCAUGAAGACAUUGAGAUUGCAGCACAAGCAGCAAGAGCAGCAUUCAAGGAACACUGGGGUUUAAAGGUGUCCGGGGAAGCUAGAAGCAAACUGCUUCACAAGCUCGCUGAUCUUGUCGAUGCCAACACUGACCAAAUUGCUGCUCUCGAGGCCCUUAACGUCGGCAAGACCUUCCACGCGGCCAAGGCAAUGGAUUUGCCAAUUACAGGUUCUCUUCUACGCUACUACGCCGGUUGGGCUGACAAAUUACAGGGGAAGAGUAUUCAGACAACCCCUGACAAGAUUGGUUUUACUCGUCACGAGCCUAUUGGGGUAGUCGGCGCAAUCGUUCCGUGGAACUUUCCCUUGAGCACGCUUAUCAUGAAACUAGCCCCCGCACUCGCUUGCGGAAAUACCAUCGUAGCGAAGCCUUCUGAGUUCACACCUCUCUCCGCACUCUACUUAUGCACAUUGAUACGAGAAGCCGGUUUCCCACCCGGAGUAGUCAACAUCGUGCCCGGCUACGGUGACACCGCGGGUCAAGCGGUUGGUGAAAGCAUGAUAAUCGACAAGGUCGCAUUUACUGGGAGUACUCUCACGGGUCGAAAGAUCAUGGAAGCAGCUGCAAGAAGCAACCUGAAGAAAAUCAGCCUCGAGCUGGGUGGAAAAAGUCCGAGUAUCAUUUUUAAUGAUGCGGACGUUGAUCAGGCUGUCAAGUGGGCUAUAAAUGGCAUUUUCAUGAACCAAGGCGAGCUCUGUGUUGCAGGGUCCCGGAUUUACGUGCAAGAAGGCAUUUAUGAUGACUUUCUGCAAAAGUUCACAGAGAGUGCUCAGUGUCUUUCUGUGGGCGAUCCAUUUUCCCCGGACACGUUUCAGGGGCCUCAGAUAUCUGAGAGACAAUUCAAACGUGUCAUGGAUUACAUCAAAUCCGGCCAAGCAGAGGGUGCAACUCUUCGCCUUGGUGGCGAACGGUAUGGCACAGAAGGUUAUUUCAUACAACCUACGAUCUUCACGGACUGCACACCCAACAUGAAGAUUGUGCAAGAAGAAAUAUUUGGUCCAGUAGCCGCAAUUAUGAAAUUCUCCGCAGAAGAAGGUGCGCUGAUAUUUCAUGUUCCCGUUGGUAACUCAUUUUACGGCGUCAAAGAGGUGAUUGAACAAGCGAACAAUACCACAUAUGGACUCGCGUGUUCGGUUUAUACGAAGGACAUUGAUAGAGCAAUGCGUGUGGCAAGCAACAUCGAGGCAGGCACCGCGUGGGUGAACUUCAGUAAUUGGCCGGACCUUGGAUUGCCAGUUGGUGGGUUCAAGCAAUCUGGUAUGGGCAGAGACCUAGGCGAAGAUGCUCUUGAGAAUUACACUAAUGUCAAGGCGGUGCACAUUAACAUUGGGAUUAAGAUCUAA
Molecule: messenger RNA, 1554 nt
Organism: Suillus subalutaceus
Lineage: Eukaryota; Fungi; Basidiomycota; Agaricomycetes; Boletales; Suillaceae
Product: putative 1-pyrroline-5-carboxylate dehydrogenase
Exons: 11
Coding region: 1-1554 (517 amino acids)
Molecular function (GO): aldehyde dehydrogenase (NAD+) activity
Source: RefSeq, a predicted model, not a curated record